AUGGUCCUUUAUCUGCACUACUAUGCGCCCUUUGAACGAAGCAUCCUCAUACAUAUCUACAAUGCUGGGGAUCCUGUCAAACGGUAUAACUGUCAAAUGCGAUCUUACUCCAACUUCGUCUACUAUUCGCAUCAUUCUGUCGGUCGCUUCCUUCCCAGCGACGUAGUUGCUUUUGAUAGAGAGCUCCUUAAAGACAAGCGGAGCAGCGUCAAACUGCCAAGGGUUCUGAGGAAGCCCCAGUAUCCCCAGCGUGCCUUUGAUCCUGAGGAUUGUGAGUGCCCAGCGAUUAGCCUCGAGUGA
Messenger RNA from Fusarium graminearum PH-1, 300 nucleotides. RefSeq lists its product as uncharacterized. Lineage: Eukaryota; Fungi; Ascomycota; Sordariomycetes; Hypocreales; Nectriaceae. The record is from RefSeq and is a predicted model, not a curated record. The transcript has a single exon. The coding region runs from base 1 to 300 and encodes 99 amino acids.